AUGGCCUUCUGGGAGAAGGCACAUCUCAUGGGAGAGUAUGGCAAGCGCCUGAAGUUCUAUAGGAGGUUUGUAGAUGACCUUUUCCUUUUAUGGGAGGGGGAUGAAUCUACUUUUGCACCCAUCUUUUCACAUCUGAAAGGAAGUACCCCUUAUCUGAGAUUUAAGAUGAAGAGUUCAUUAGACUGGGUUGAUUUCCUGGAUAUGAAGGUGAACCAGAGGUCUGAUGGCUGUUUUGAAACUGAGAUACAUAGGAAGGAUUGCUAUAGGAGCAGUUACUUGCAUAGAACAAGUAUGCACCCCCAGCAUAUUUUCAAGAACAUUGUUAGGGGGCAAGGACUCAGAACAUCUAGAUUAGCAGUGAACCAAGAUAAGUUUGAGGGUGAGCUCAAGGAGCUUAGAACAAGGGUCCUACAGAGGGGCUCUGCUGAUAAUGAACUCGAUGAGCUUAGAGCAAGGGUCCUACAGAGGCGCUCUGCUGAUAAUGAGCUCGAUGAGCUUGGAACAAGGAUUGCAUAUGGAUCUGUAGUUUCCACCCUGAGUGACAGGACCAUUUUUCCAUCAUUUUUCCGUACAUUACCAAGUGACACUUUUGGUGCAGUUGCUUUGGCACAUUUCAUUAUUCACUUUGGUUGGAAAUGGAUUGGAAUUUUAUCAUCUGAUAAAGAAUAUGGUGUACUGGGAGCUCAAAGAAUUAAAGACAUUCUUAUCCCAAAAGGCUUCUGUGUAGCAUUUGUAGAAACAUUCUAUUCAAAAAAUCCAGCAGCAAAAAUUAUGCAUAUAAUAGAACAGAUAAGAAUAACAUCUGUGAAGGUGAUUGUAAUAUACUCAAGACAGGAACCAAUGGUUAACCUAAUGGAAGACCUUUAUCAGCAUAAUGUAACACAAAUCGUUUGGCUUGGGCCUCCUGGGUGGUCAGUGUCACCAGGUUUUUCAACAAAUGUAAUGCAGCAACUUUUGAAUGGUACAAUAUCAUUGUAUGCUCAUAAGGGUGAUAUUCCAGGAUUUAAAGAUUUUCUGUACAACAUCCAGCCAUCAUUUUACCCAGAAGACAUUUUUAUUAAACAGUUUUGGGAGCAUGUAUUCAGAUGUAGCUUUUCAGGCAGUAUUGCAAGUGAAAACAAAGGGAAAGAGAAACCAGCUUGUUCAGGUGCUGAGAGCCUCACUGCACUUGGGAAACCUGUCUACGAGGAGGAGGAAUUCCGUUACACCUAUAGCGCUCAUAAUGCCAUCUAUAUGUUAGCACAUGCCUUGCACGAUUUAUCUUUUUGUAGUCACACAAUGGGGCCAUUUUCAAAUACAAGCUGCCCAAAGAUCCAUGAAUUUCAUCCAUGGCAACUUGCACAUUAUAUGAGGACCAUUCAUUUUAAGAACACUGGAGGUGAAGAGAUAUUUUUUCAGGAAAAUGGAGAACCACCUAUUGUGUAUGAUUUCCUGAACUGGCAUGAACUUAUAGAUGAACCUAGUAAGUAUGUGGAAAUAGGAAUAUUUGACUCACGUGCCCCUAAAGGUCAUGAACUGACAAUCAAUGAGACUGGAAUUAUGUGGGGUAAAGAAUAUCACCAGGCACCCCGCUCCAAAUGCAGUGAGUCCUGCUCAUUAGGACAAAGAAAAGUCAUUCGGCAGGGUCGGCCAGUUUGCUGCUAUGAAUGUGUAUCAUGUUCAGAAGGAGAGAUUUCAAAUGAAACUGAUGCCAAUGCCUGUAUUCCAUGUUCUGCUGAUCAAUGGUCUAAUAAGAAUCAAGAUGGAUGCAUUCUUAAGGUCAUACAAUUCCUAUCCUAUGAAGAGCCUCUUGGUAUCAUUUUGGCUUUCAUUUCUACUGCCAGUUCUGCAAUUACUGUGCUGAUUUUCUGUGUUUUCAUUAAAUUUAGGGAUACGCCACUUGUGAAGGCUAAUAAUCAUGAACUCAGCUACCUUCUUCUCAUUUCUUUGGUAUUGUGUUUCCUUUGUUCAUUAAUAUUCAUAGGACAGCCAAGAAAAAUGAACUGCUUGCUUCAGCAGCCUGCCUUUGGCAUAAUUUUUUCUAUGUGUAUCUCAUCAGUUCUUGCCAAGACAAUGACUGUUGUUAUUGCAUUCAGUGCCACUAAACCUGGAAGCCGAGCUAAACAGUGGGUGGGAAAUAAAACACCAAAUGGGCUUGUCAUCUUUUGUUCUGCACUUCAGCUCCUGCUGUGUAUUGUUUGGAUUGUUGUUUCCCCACCAUUCCCAUAUGUUAACAGGAAUGCAUCAAAGGACAGGAUUAUCAUAGAAUGCAAUGAAGGAUCAACGUUUGCCUUCUGCUGCAUGCUGGGAUAUCUGGGACUCUUGGCGAGUGUGUGUUUCAUUGUGGCCUUUAUGGCACGAAAGCUGCCAGAUAGCUUUAAUGAGGCUAAAUUCAUCACAUUCAGCAUGUUAGUGUUUAUCAGUGUAUGGCUGUCUUUCAUCCCAGCGUAUCUCAGUACACAAGGGAAGUAUAUGGUGGCUGUAGAAAUAUUUGCAAUCAUAUCUUCAAGUGCUGGCCUCCUGAGUUGCAUAUUUUUCCCCAAAUGUUAUAUUAUUUUAUUCAGACCAGACAAAAAUACACGAGAACACAUGAUGGGAAGAGUAAAUCAAAGUGCUAGAGUUUAA
Molecule: messenger RNA, 2604 nt
Organism: Protopterus annectens (West African lungfish)
Lineage: Eukaryota; Metazoa; Chordata; Ceratodontiformes; Protopteridae
Product: extracellular calcium-sensing receptor-like
Exons: 5
Coding region: 1-2604 (867 amino acids)
Biological process (GO): G protein-coupled receptor signaling pathway
Cellular component (GO): membrane
Molecular function (GO): G protein-coupled receptor activity
Source: RefSeq, a predicted model, not a curated record